Penicillium brevicompactum is the source of this 1923-nucleotide messenger RNA. RefSeq lists its product as uncharacterized. The transcript is spliced from 3 exons. The record is from RefSeq and is a predicted model, not a curated record. Bases 1 to 1923 code for a protein of 640 amino acids. Lineage: Eukaryota; Fungi; Ascomycota; Eurotiomycetes; Eurotiales; Aspergillaceae.
AUGGAGAACCACCCUCCCUCGCCAGCGCAAAGCGCUACCACAAACCCCCCGACAGAGAGCUCAUUUAGCUUUACACCAAUCAAAGCCCUGAGUGCCUUGCCACGACUGUGGGAUCGCAAACCUUCGACCCCUGUCCGCGCCGGUGACAAAUCACGAAAGCUGUGGAAGCGCAUUCGCUUCCCAUUCGGCGGCAUGAAGACUGAACCAGAAGGUCAAAGCACUGGAAUCGGUGCCGCUAAGAACCCGACUUCGGAUUACCAGCGUGGCGUUAAGCGCCGAUGCGUUGACCCUAGCGAUGCAGAGCAAGAGACCGAGAUGGAACAACGCGGCCGGUCGUUCCUAGAAACCAAAUGGGAGAUGCAGGCAUCCCGAAAGAAGCGCAAAAUGCCCGAAUUUAAUUUUAACAUCCACAACGAUAACCCUCAGAGCGUGUUUGGAUUUACUGGCAACCAGUCAGCUACCAAUGAUGUUGCGAUGAACGACUCUCCUCAACCGCUCAGCGACAUGUGGCAGUCCGCCAAGACACCGGUCUACAAUGAUGCCCAGGCAGACCUCACGGCAUCCGACUCAAAAGAUGCCGAAGAUCUCCAGUCUACAUCCCCCGAUCAAGUGGUGCCGCCCGUGAUCGCUCAAGCCGGAGAGACCGUUGGGGAGCCCGCACAAGACCUCACCCAGGAGCAGGAAGUGAAACUAGUACGCUCUGCUCUGCGAAGCUCCUUGGACGGAGAAGAUGCAGAGUUGCUUAAUGACUUCUUGUCGCGGGCCAAGGCGAAGCGCGCCGCCAAGGCAUCGCACCCCGAGGAUGCGGAGCCUACAGAAGUAUCCUCCAGCACUGAGGAAUCACCUGAAGUUGAAAGAUCGACACCGCGAUCGCGACGUGUCUUGGAAGAUCUAAACACCAACUCCCCCUCGCCAGUCAAGGUGCAAUUAUCGCCGAGUAAACAUGACGUCAAGCUUGUUCCCGUUGACGCGGAGGAGCAGGAACAAAUCAUCCACAAAGAAAUCAUGGAAGAGCCCGCGCCCGCGAGUCCUGCUUGUCGUCGAAGCUCUCGUACCAAGGGCCCAAGUGCUCCUUCUGUGCGCAACACUAUCGCGCUCCGUCGGGCGAAAGGUACCGAGUUCAUCUUCCUGCAACGGACCGACUCGCAGCAGCUGGCUUUGGCUACGAAGCGCAACACUCGGCUCAACAAGGGUAAAUCCGUGACCCCCAUGGUCGCGCUGGAGGCCCUUGCUCAAGAAUUGAGCGAGGCGAGUGCUCAGGCUGGCACCGAUGAGCAUGAGAGCCCACCUCGCGAGGCCAGCUCCACGAAACGGAAGCAAGUGUCGUGGAACGAAGAGCGCAUGGCUGAGUAUGAAGAAUACAAGGAAGUCAUCGACGAGUUUGAGGAUGAAGGUGAUCAAUGCAAGGAUGACGUCGGUGCAACACCUCGCCGAGCGGAGAGCAAGCGAUCAACAAAGAAAGCCGCACCCGCCCAGCGCAGCAGCCGUCGCCAGACCGAGAAGGCAGAGCAGGGUGGUCAGAGUGGGGCCACAGACAGCGGUCUAACCGCCCCUACUGCACCCGCUUCUGCAACCCCGCGGUCACGCCGGGUGAGGCGCUUGGGCGAUUUGGGGAAGAUGGGCUCAGGCACCCCUGUCAAGACCGGUAGCAGCACAAGCAAGCCUUCCGCAGCCGAGGUGACCGUGGCGGUCCCCGCCCCCUCCACGCCCACCAAGGGCCGCCGCAAGAUCUCUCCCAAAUCCCCUAGCUCGUCCAAGCUCCCUGCGCCUGCCUCAAAGGCUGCCAAACAGCCCACAGACCAAUCUUUCGUCAGUGGCAUUCCCACCCGCAGCACCAAGAGCACAGACGAUUCAUCUCGGAGUCACCUCCAGAUGAGCGCGGGGUGCACUCCAGCCGCCAAGCGGGUGCGCUCGAGAUCUUGA